This is a messenger RNA of Serendipita indica DSM 11827, 984 nucleotides long. Lineage: Eukaryota; Fungi; Basidiomycota; Agaricomycetes; Sebacinales; Serendipitaceae. The record is from the annotation of a GenBank genome assembly.
AUGUUUGACCAAGUCUUUGAGCAUAAACUUCCCAUCUUAGCAUUCGCCGGUGUUGGCUUUUUGGCCGUGACUUGGCGUCUAACAUCCUUUCUCGUCGUCUUAGCACAGACAUUUGUGCUUAGCGGUACCAAACUCACCAAGUUUGGGGCAAAACGUGGCGCUUAUGCGGUCGUUACUGGUGCUACGGACGGUAUUGGGCGCGAAUUUGCCCUCCAACUCGCCAAAGCCGGUUUCGGGGUCGUCCUUAUCUCACGCACCAAGGAGAAGCUUGACGCGCUCGGAGACGAGAUUUCUGCCAAAUUCACGGUACCAACCAAGGUUCUUGCUAUCGACUUUGAGAAGGACGACAUUAGCAAGGAAUGCAAGCAGCUCAACCAAAUUCUCCAAGACGUUACUGUUGGCGUCUUGGUGAACAACGUUGGCCGCUCUCACGAGAUGCCCGUCUACUUUGCCGAAACUGAACGCCAAGAAAUCAAGAGCAUUGUCAAUAUCAACGUCAAGGGCACGCUCGCCAUCACCCAGACUGUCCUCCCAAUCAUGCUUGCCAAGAAAAAUGGCCUAAUCCUGAACAUUGGAUCCUUUGCAGGCGAGGUGCCCUCACCUAUGCUCGCUACCUAUAGCGGUUCAAAGGCUUUCCUUGCGGCCUGGAGCAAAGCUCUCGCAGAAGAAUAUAAGAGCAAAGGAAUUGCCGUACAGCUUGUCAACACCUUCUUUGUUGUCUCGAAAAUGUCCAAAAUUCGUCGCCCAUCGAUCACUACACCCACUGCUAACACCUUUGUCAAGUCUGUUCUCUCCCAUAUUGGCCAAUCAUGUGGUGCUAUUCAACGUCCGUUUACCUCGACACCGUUCUGGUCCCACUCUAUCGGAGAUUUCUUUAUUGGAUACAUGCGAACAUCUCUCGUCAUUUCUUAUACACACCGCCUUCAUGUCGAUAUCCGUCGCCGUGCACUCAACAAGAAGGCUCGCGAAGCCAAGGAGCAGUAG